This is a messenger RNA of Plenodomus lingam JN3, 222 nucleotides long. NCBI's taxonomy places the organism in Eukaryota, Fungi, Ascomycota, Dothideomycetes, Pleosporales, Leptosphaeriaceae. The record is from RefSeq and is a predicted model, not a curated record.
AUGCAUCCUACCCUACAACCGCUCAACACUUCCUCAUUGCUGGACCGUGCGCUAACCAAGAUCCCCUCAGCAUCGAUUCAGAGAGCCGCAGCCACGAGCGCCCACCAGAAUUUACAGGCAAAGAGUCCCGCAUCUGGAUUCCCCACGACUGCAUCUCUCCCCCUGCCUGACACUUUGGUCGACAGAUCAUCCCUUGGGAUCUGGUCUCGCAGCGGCACAUAG